UUAAUUCAUCACGCAUCAUGCCAAACUAUAACACUAGAGAGUAUCAGAACAUUCAUUCAGAAUUUGGUCAGAAGAUGUGAUAGGGCCAAAUAUGAAUAUAAUUAGGCUAACACUGUAAACUUCGCACUACAAAAAUUCUUCUGAUACUUUUGAUUUGAAAGGGAACGCUGCGUUUCAUCCCACAACGGCGCAAACGCCUUCUUCCAUCCGCGCUAAUCAAGCAAAAUACCAAAAGAAAGAAAACUCCACUCAUGAUAUCAAUCAUAUCGGAAAAAAUGCUCCAACACAUUUCACUACAAUAAUACACGGUAAGACAACCAAAGUUUGGCAUUGGCAUUCAUGUAUCCCAACAAAAAGCAAGAAUAAUUACUCGGUUAAAACGCAAAUACACAACCCCGCGUUUAUUGUAUAUUUAGACACUGACGCUAUUUCCAGCCAUCCCUGGACCAGGCAGCUGAACAUGUAGUUGGAUUGAGUUACAUGAAAAGCACAUGGCACUGCCGCAAAGUUUCAUGUCCUCACAACAACUGAGGCUGCAAAACAUUUUUGCAAAGGAUACAAGCGGACCAAGCGCUUCAAGAUGGUGAUGCUGGAUGUGUUGAUAAUUGGGGGCGGGCCUCACGCCUUGACUCUGGCCAGCAUGCUAUCACCCUUGUACCCCAAACACAACUCCAAUCCAGGACGAGAGUCACACCUGCCCCCAUCCCACACUGAAACACCAAGACUUGAGCUCGACCACAAAACCAUUACCGGGCAAACCGAUGACAACACAAAGAGGGAGGUAACAAAUGCAGAAGGCGUCAUGUGGCCGUCAGCCAUCACCCUCCAAGUGGUUGACACUUAUGGAGAGUGGACUUCUUUGUGGAAGAGUCAAUUCACAGCCCUGAACAUCCCUCAUCUGCGCUCGCAUACACUCGUGCACACGGACCCUGCCGACAAGAAAGCACUGCAGGAGUUUGUGAUGAGGCACAAUCGUUCCACUGAGCUGCAUAGUCUCUCCGACCGAGUGCGUAUUCUGGAUGACAACGCUUUCUUCAAUGACACGCGGCUCGGAAGCAAAGAGCGAAAACGUCUGAAUGUCUCCUUCAACCUGAAGAACACUUUGUCCUUCAGUCUGCCAGGAACUCAACUGAGUGUGGAUUUCUUUAAAGCUCAGGUGGAGAAAUACAACUUGGACAAAGUCCUUGUGAAGGGAACUGUUACCCGCAUCUCUGCGGUGACUGAAGAUGACCAAAUGUGCCAAAAGGACAACACAAUAAAUGGAAAUGCUUUAAGACAAGGAGGUGGGAAGAAGAAAAGAGUGAAACAUUUCCAAGUCCAUCUUGAAGAUGGCGUCGUGGUCAAAGCUCAACAGUUGGUAAUGGCAACAGGGCCCACCCGUGCCCAGAUGGCAAACAUCCCGCAGUGGGUAACUCAGAUCGAGGAGAGCUAUCCAGACGAGCGCCUGCAACACACUGUGCACCUCAUGCACUCGCUAUCAAGGAGCCAGCAAAACCUCAAAGACACUUGUGAUUUCACACAAGGCUCAUGUGCGGUGUGUGAGGCAGGCCAGAGAGUAAUGGUAGUUGGAGGAGGUCUGACCAGCGCUCAUGUCGUCUCCAUCGCACUGCAGCAAGGGGCCAGUCAUGUGACAUGGCUCAUGAGAAAGCACCUGCAGAUAAAACAGUUUGAUGUGGGCGAUGUGGAAAGCCUGGUGGGUCGUUACUCCCAUGUGGAGCAUGGCAUCAAGAUGGAUGGCCAAGCCUUCCUCAGACAGUUCUUUAAUGAAAGGAGUCUUCACAAGCGACUGGCUAUGAUUCGUCAGGCAAGGAAAGGAGGUGCUGUCACCCCAGAGGCCUACAUCCAAUUGCAGCCAUUUAUUUUGAAAGGACAGGUGGCUGUGAAGACGUAUUGUCAGGUGAGUGAAGCCAGCUGGUGCUACAAGGAUCAAACCUGGAGGCUGACCCUUAGCAAUGGAGACCACUGGAUAGGAGACAUGAUUUGGUUGGCCACUGGGUGUAAACUUGAUGUCAAACAGGACCCUUUGCUCUCUGAAGUGAUGAAGGAGUUCCCGAUACAGGUGCUGGAUGGCUGGCCAUGCAUAUCAGAGACUUUACAGUGGGCAGAGGGGUGCCCUCUUUACUUGAUGGGGCAGUACACCGCUCUUCAGGUUGGACCUCAUGCAGUAAACCUGGCAGGUGGACAGGCAGCCAGCAUGAGAAUUGCCAAGCACAUCCUGCGCCAUCACAGCAACAUGAAAGUGACUGAGCUGAGAGCAGGGAGAUCUAAAACUGAAGAAUAUAUUCAGCAAAUGCAAGGACUUUUAUGGCUCUAACUACAUUAUGCAUGCAAACGUGAGCAUGUUCAUGAAGUGUGGAUUUUUUUUCCAUUUUUAAAUUCCAGUGACCUAUGGUUAAGAAUAUUCUCAAUAAUCGUUGACAUGCAUGUUUCUGUAGGAAUCUGCAAAUAUGUUAAGAUUUAUUAUACAUUUUAUGUUACAUUUAAUGUACUGGAUGAAACUGUUUUGUUUAAAUUUACGUUCUGGUGACGGAUUAAAAUCUUUGGACAAGAAA
This is a messenger RNA of Syngnathus typhle (broad-nosed pipefish), 2552 nucleotides long. RefSeq lists its product as uncharacterized. NCBI's taxonomy places the organism in Eukaryota, Metazoa, Chordata, Actinopteri, Syngnathiformes, Syngnathidae. The record is from RefSeq and is a predicted model, not a curated record. The transcript is spliced from 10 exons. The coding region runs from base 581 to 2314 and encodes 577 amino acids.